Messenger RNA from Penicillium hordei, 663 nucleotides. RefSeq lists its product as uncharacterized. The transcript has a single exon. Bases 1 to 663 code for a protein of 220 amino acids. NCBI's taxonomy places the organism in Eukaryota, Fungi, Ascomycota, Eurotiomycetes, Eurotiales, Aspergillaceae. The record is from RefSeq and is a predicted model, not a curated record.
AUGUCACUCCAGCCGCAACCACUCAAAAAUUGGCCGCACUCUUUCGACCAAAGAUAUAUGUACAGGCGUCUUGGCAUAGAAGAUCGCCCCGAUGACCAUCAGGUUCUCCACGAUUUAGCACAAGAGGUCUAUGAUAUUGUAGCGGUUGAAGCUAUUAACGAAGGCAGAGCUAUCAGCAACAUCUUCCGAUCGAGCUAUUCACGCACUAAAAACCAAUUUGAGUGGCGCAAGCGAAUACCUAGGUUACCAGCCGCUGUUAGAAAUCACGUCACGGACCUUGUGAUUCUCACCGGGGCGCUUUAUAAAUAUGUCAAUUGUAUUCAAGAUGAGUUGCAAAAGGAGUUUGAGACACAGCUAAACGAAGAAGCAGCAGCAAAAGCAGAAGAAACGGCAGCGGAAACUAGGGCAGAAACCGAGGCUGAGAUGAAUGCUCCAGCGGCCCAAAGAAGAAGGCUAGGAGUAACACACAAAACUGUCACUGUCCCCGCUGCUGGUCUUGCCUCUGGCCUUAGUCCAGGUCCUACUUCCCCCCUAGUCCUCUUUUCGUCUCUGGCCCUGUCCGUAGUCCUGGUCCUGGUCCUGCUUUCGCCCCUGCUCCCGCCGGGCAGCAACAUGAGGAAGGAGGCGACGAUACUUCUUUGUUCGAUCUUUUACGUCCUAUAA